AGUUAGUGUCCAAUGGCAACAUAUUAUAGCUUGAGUGAUACUUAUAUUGGCCAAUCGUUUUCAUCGUUAAACGCCUAUUGUGGGCGUGGUUUAUCACUUCCAGGACGCUCAUGACAUUUUUUGUUUAUCUAUACGGGACAAGGCCUGGCGUGCGAAGGAAUGGAUGCUACUCAGAUUAUCAGUGACUCAAUCUUGGAGUCAGAUGAGGAAGAUAAUGAAGAGGAGAUCGAAAAUAAGACUGGACGACCGUUGGCUAAACUGUGCAUCUUAAAAAAUAAACACAUACCUGAGGCAGAGUUUCCCCUCUUUUUGGGUGAUAAUGUGCUUGGCCGUGACCCCAACUCCUGCACUGUGCCCUUGCCGGCGUCCUCAGUGUCCAAACAGCAUGCUACUAUCUGCCUUUGUGUGUACCGGAGACGUGCCUGUCGCAGUGAAGUGGACAUGGAAGCUUUGGUUUGGGACUUAGGGAGCAUGAAUGGGACCCGCAAGGGCCGCUUAAAGCUGACUCCUAAUGUACGCUAUGCCCUCAGUGAAGGUGACAGUUUGGUGGUGGCGGACAUCCCGUGUCAGUUUGUCAUUUGUGGUGUAGACUCUUCUCAGGGGGACGCAAGCUGUCCUCUGAGACAAAAUUCAGGGGUAAAGACCAAGUUGCCAGAUGCCUCGGGAGAAAAGGGAGAUGACACAAGCACAGACAGCAAGAAAUGUGUCAAUGGAGGGACAGAGACUCCUGUCAGAGCCAGCUGCCUGACCUUAGAGCAAACUCCCCAUCAGCCACAGGGGACCUUGGUCCCAGAAUCUGACUCAGACUCAGACAGCGAAACAAGAGUAAGAGGAGAACGAAGACGAAGGACUCUAGCGUCUGAUUCUGACUCCCAUAAAUCCAGCCCCAUCAGCUCGUCAUUCUUGAGUCCCCCAAACAAAGUUGUCCCUGAAAGUGACAAUGAAAGCCCCAUGACAGUCUCUUCUUCCUCUAAAAAUAAACCAAACAGACAUGACAGCUUCACCACACAGGAGACAGAUGUAGAUGCGGCGCAACAGCAGUUGGAGAAAAAAAAAGUGGUUGCACUUGUGGAGGACAGUGAAGAGGAGGAAGAAAGAGCAGUGCAAGCGGGGACAAAGUCUCUGAAAGGGGGUUGGCAUAUGCCAGUGGAAAAGGAAAGCAAUGCCAGUCUUACAGGAGAUGGUGAAUUGUCAACACCAGCAGUCUCUACAGACGCAAUCCCUGCAUUUAACAUGGACAGUGACACUGAUGUGGAGGGAGAGGACGAAGAAGUGGCAUCAGCGGGGCCUGUGACCUUGAAUACAAACCAACAAGUUGAUCAACCUCCAAAGACGGCCCAGUUUCACAUGGACAGUGACACAGAUAUCGAUGAGGAUGAUGAUGCUUCAGGUAAAGCUCCCAAAGCUCUGCCUUCCUCUGAUGAGAACGCCAAAACUCCUCAUGCUGUUUCACUUAUUCCACCUGAAGGCGUCACCAUGGACAGUGACACUGAUGUGGACGAUGAUGCGGUCGUGUCAGACGCUGCCACAAAAGCAGGACCGACAGUAUGUCAGAGUGCACACACAGCAGACUCUGCUUUUUCAGUGCAACCAGAAGAUUUUCCCCUCCACAGUGACACUGAUGUAGAUGAGGACGAAGAAGAAGAAGCAAAAAAUACAACAGAUGAAACACCUAAUAAAACAGAUAUAAAGCUUACAGCUCUUAAAUCUGCUCCUGUGGCUCCUGACAACCUGCAGAUAGAGAGUGACACGGAUGACGAGGCUCUCCCUGUCCCUGCCACCAGUAAACCCUCAGUGGUCGCUGCUGUUGCAGAUUCACGCCCCACUGCAGAUGCUGAUUUGGAGAUUCUCUCUGACAGCGACACAGAUGUGGAAGAUGCAUCUCUUCUGGCUAUACCUGUUGGUAUCACAACCUUGUCAGCUUCUCCUGGCCCAACUUUAAAGGCUUCUCUGGCAGAUUCUGAUGCAGAUACAGAUGUGGAUGAAUCUAGCGUGCCCCCUGCUGGGGAUGAGGCUAAACCAGCUGAUGUCAGAGUCGACAGUGAUACAGAAGAUAAGAAGUCAGAUAUUGGAGAAGAAGGUGAGGACCAGGUGCCCGGGCUGCACAGGGAAACUACACCUGGGUUGCUGGCUCCCCUUCUGCAGAACUGCUCCACUCCUGUGCAGAUGUCAGAUGAAGAAGUGGAAGACAUGGCAACUCAAGCCUUCGUCAGUCCCUCUUCAGGUUCAUUAAGGCGAGCGGCAGUGCCUGCAGUAAGACCUGUAGCAUUGUCGCCCUGCUCAGACAUCCAGGAGGAGGAGGAUUUUGCUGUGGCUGAGACGCAAUCCUUUACAUUUCAGAGCCGUGACCGUGUGAGCAGUGAGGAACCAACCCAAGCUUUUGUACUUGAGUCUUCCUGUGACAAUAAAAAUGACCGAUCUACCAAAGAAGAGUCUUUCCAACUGGGACUGUCUGACAGCAGCCACCUGCAGUGUCCAGACCAGGCUUUAGCUAUGGAGAACACCCAAGCUUUUGUUUCUGUGGAAAGGAGUGUGAGCCUGGAAGAUACCCAAGCAUAUGCAGCCAUGUCAGCUGCAGACAGAUCCUCUGCAGAAAAUGACGCGAACCUGGAGGCCACACAGGACUAUGUAGAAGAUAAAGAGCCUGAGCGAUAUCAAGUAGAUGUGGCCUUAGAAGCAACACAGGCAUAUGUUGCAGAGCCAUACAGUCACGCUGAGGAUGAUGCAGAUGAUGAUGCUUGUGAGACACAGCCUUCAGACUUUACUGCCUCUUCUACUCUUGCCAUAGCAGAAACCCAACCAAUGUUGCCUUUUGCAGGAGAGGAGGAUCUGGCAGCUGAAAAUCCAGUUUGCUCUGUUCAACAAAUUCAGCCGAGAUCCCUCAAGGAGGAUGGUGCAAAGGCAGCUCGGCCUCAGGAGAAGGGCCUUAGCGACGUUCAGUCUGUAACUGAAACUCAGCCCAUGUGUACAAGUGACAGUGAAGCAAGUGAUGAUGAAGGCUCAUUUCCAGUUCAGCGAAACAGAACAGCAAAGCCACUUGAAGAAGCGCAGACACAAGAGCUCACUUGUUCAGAGUUGUCGCUUCCUGAAACCCAGUGUGACGAUGAUGAUGAAGACUCAAUGCCAGGCCCACGAAAAAGGAAAGCAAAGCAGCUGCAGCCUGAAGAAGAGACGCAACCCCUUGCUAGUUCUGAAGUCUCUGCUCUGGAAACUCAGCCCUUGAGUUCAAAUGAAGGCCAGCAAAGUGAUGAAGAGGACGUGAUUGCAUGCACUCGGAAAAGAAAAGCAAAGCCACUUCAACUUGAAGAGGAGCAGACGCAGCCCCUCACUAGUGCUGAUGUUGAAACCCUGGCAGUAGUGACAGGUAAAUGUGAUGAUAAGGACUCAAUUCCAGGUCCACGGAAAAGAAAAGCAAAGCAGAUGAAGCUUGAAGAAGAGACACAGCCAGUCGAUAAUUCUAAAAUUACCCCUGUUGAAACUCUACCCUUGACAACAAAAACCGGAUUAUCGUCUUCAGAAGAAUCUGAAGCUGGAACCAGUGGAGCUUGUGUUCCAAAUUUAAGAGUGACAAGAGCAAAACCGAGAGAAGAGGAAGAUCAGGUGGCGUGUCCUGGACCAUCCAAGUGGCAGACUAGAGGAAGGAGUGGAAAACCUUUGUCUGAUGGUGACAACAAUAAGGAAAUGGUAAAACGGGGUAGAGGGAGAAAGAUAACGAAGCAGCAGAAACAUGAUAGUGAGGAAGAGGAUGAAACACCGGUAAGAGAAAGAAACAAGCAGGCUGUGAAUAAGAGCUUGAUAAAGCAACAAGAUGGGAAAUCUAGAGAGGAGGAAGAUGGUGCAGAUCUCAUACAAGAAAGAGAAGAAAAUGAUAAAGAAAGGAGGACGACUGAUGAAAGAGAGAAGCAUCAGGAUGAGAUAGAAAGGCAACUCAUGGAAGAGAAGUUAGAAACAGAAAGAAGAGUAAAUAAAGAACAAGAAAGAUUGCAGGCUGAAGAUGCAGCGAGAGCAGAGAGAGAAAUCAAGGAGAAGGAAGAACAACAGAAAAUAGUGUCUGAAAGGAUUGAAAAAGAAGAGAGGGAGAGGUUAGAAAGAGAAGAAAAAGAGAGAUUAGAAAGGGAACGAAAGGAACAAGAAAAAGAAACUGCAAAGAGAGAAGAAGAAGAGAGGCUUGAGCGGGAGCAACAACUGCAAGCAAGACUCGAGAGAGAGAAAGUGGAGAAAGAAAAAGAAGCCCAAGAAAAACAGUUGAAAGAACUGGAAGAAAAGAGAGAGGAACAAGAUAAAUCCAAAACGCCUUCAAGAGGCCGAAGAACAACCAGAAGAACUAUUGCUUCACAGAGCACAGCAGAGCCAGACCAAGACUCAACUGUAUCAACCAAUGACGAUUUCCCAGCAAGGAGUACCAGAUCACGCUCAAACUCCUCCAACUCGGUCAGCUCGGAGAGGUCUGCUUCAAGUGUCCACGCCCAGGAAAGCAAGGGCAGAGGCCGAGGGAGAGGCCGAGGGACGAGGAAGACCAGUGAGACACCCCAGAAACCUGUCGCCAGAAGCAGCAAUCGAAGGACCACUGUGGCUGCAGGGGCCGUAGAGCACGAGCCUGACUCGUCCAACUCACUAACCCCUGUGGUUUCAAGCUGCAGCGUGAGCUCUCAUAACAGAGGAAGAGGAGGCAAGCAGCGAGGAAGAGCAAGGAAAACAGAACAUGACCCAGAGUCUAUCCCUUCUGUUAGUCAGAGUCAAAGUGAUCAGAAUUUAAGCCCUGUCAGGGGAAGAAAGGGCAAGAAAGCUGAGGAGUCCUCCAAUGAGGCUCUCCUUAAAAAUGGUAAAGAGGACUCUCAGCCGGCAACAACCACUAGAGGGCGACAACAAGCCAGUGCAGCUACAGAUGAGGAAGACCAGUUGAAGCAAGAGGAAGCAUGCACCAGUGAGGAAUCACUACCUAAAAGGAAUGUCAGGGGCAGAGGUCAGAGAGCAGUAAAGAGUGAAACUGUGGAGAAACCAGCUGCUCCUGUGGUCAGUGAUGAUGAUGAUGAUGAUGAGGCUAAAGAUAAAAGAAAAGCAACAAGAGACUUGGAGGCAAAUACUGGAGCAGAUCUCAGCUGCAGCAAAAGGAAAGAAAGAUCUUCAAAAACGGCAGAAACAGACGAGGAAGAAGGAAAAGGCAAAACAAACGAUGAGAUUCCUGUUAGUUUACAAGGGAAGAAAAGAGGUAGAGCAUCCACCGCUCAGGCAAAGAAGGGCGCAAAAGAGUCUCUCUCAGAGGUGGAGAGAGAAAAGAUGGAGGGUGAGACUGUGGAGAAAAAAGUCAGAGGUCGACAAUCAGCGGUCUCGAGAAAGAAGAAAGAGGAGCUGGAAGAAAGUGGAACAUCUUUAAGCGCCACAAAUCAAGAUGCAAAUUUGGAGGCAUCAGAGCCCCAGACUCCAACCAGCAAUGGAUCCCGGAAGCGGCAAGCUCCUGCAAAUUUCUCUCCCGUGGCAAAGAGUCCUCGCUCCUCCUCUGCAUCCCUAGCAGCAAGUGGUCGACUACAAACUGCAGGCCAGGCAUACAAGGUUCUGUUCACGGGGGUGAUGGAUGAAGCAGGGGAGAAAGUGUUGGCGCGCUUAGGCGGCAGCAUGGCUAAAGGUGUGGGAGACAUGAACUGCCUUGUGACUGACAAAGUGCGCAGGACUGUCAAAUUCCUUUGUGCUCUGGCCAAAGGCAUUCCAAUCGUCACUACAGACUGGCUGGAAAAGAGUGGCAAAGCUGGGAGCUUCCUGUCUCCCUCCUCUUUUAUUGUUAAGGAUCCUGAGCAAGAGAAGAAGUUUACUUUCUCCUUGCACGAGUCUCUAAGGAUUGCCAGCAGCCAGCCUCUCUUAAAGGGAUACGAGGUCCAUGUUACUAGAUCGGUUAAGCCAGAGCCAGUUCACAUGAAGGACAUCAUUUCCUCCAGUGGAGCUACCUUUCUACCAAAGAUGCCCUCUUCUAAUAAGCCUCACACUGUAGUGGUUUCCUGCGAGGAGGACUGGCCUCAGUGUCGCCCGGCUCUGUCUGCAUCUCUCCCUGUCGUCACCGCUGAGUUCAUCCUCACAGGGAUCCUGCAGCAGAAACUCGAUUUUCAGUCCCACACACUCUCGCCUUCCACAGCAAAUGUACAACCCGCAGGUGGCAGAGGAAGGGGCAGGAAGAAGACUUAGUACUCCCGGAGCAAAAAUACAGUGACUGUCUGUGUAUGAAAUCUUUAGCUGUGAGGUUUGUCCGUCAUUUCUGGAUACACUUUAAAACUGUAGACCAGUAAAACACCUGUUAGCUAUUGGACUGUGAAAGACUGUAUUGAAUGUAUUGUCUGAUGUAAAUGUGUCAUUUACAGAUGUCAGUGCUGGAAGAAUGUGAAUUAUUUGACUGUCCAUCAUCAAAUAUUUAAAGCUAAUUUUACAACUUUCGAAGAGAAUGAACUGAGAAACAAACAGAAAAGGGAGUUAACUUAAGACAUUUCUGGAAGAAUGGUGAAAACUUUCUUUCUAACCUUGUUUGUGCAGUCUUUUUCUUUUGCCUUGUACACACGAACAUAUUGAAACUGUUAAAGCUACCUCCCCUCUACUUCAAAUUCUUCUUUUUUAUGUAGAAACAAGCAGAGCAGGAAAUUAACACUGCUAAACUGCUGGUACCCUCCAUGUGUGCUAACUGCUUCAGCUCAAUCAGCCUGUUUGGCAGGUAACCAACCUUGAAGAGGGAGUUUGUGUAAAUCAUGGUGGAUGGGAGAAUAGAUGUGGAGAUGGUGUCUGUUAUGGAAUCCAACAGCCUUGUAGUCAGAGGAAAAAAGCUCAUUUCCGGCCUACAUAAGAAGUUCAUGGUGCCUUUUUAAAUGGAGAUAAUGACGAAGCUACCCACGUGUCUUUCUGGGGUUUUUUCUGUCUCCAUUAACCACCACCAUCUACUCCAUUAAGGCCUUAUCCCAUCCUGUUCCUCCAGAGAGAACAAGACAGACUGCGGAUGUACCUUCUGCAUCAACGCCUUUAUGGUGUUUGUUCUCGCCAUCGAUGUCUGUUUGCUUUAUAUGUGGAUGUGUAUUUUUUGUGUAAUGCACAAAGCUUGAUUACUGACUCACCGUCACUGCUGUGUCACUGGUGUUUUAAAGAUGGUAGCUUGUCAUUUUUAGAACUGUUAGCCUGCUAAUGCCUUAACUUGAAGUCUGUCUUCGUAUCAAAUAAUAAAAUGUCUCCAUUAUGAAUGAAAAA
Molecule: messenger RNA, 7215 nt
Organism: Neolamprologus brichardi
Lineage: Eukaryota; Metazoa; Chordata; Actinopteri; Cichliformes; Cichlidae
Source: RefSeq, a predicted model, not a curated record